Stegodyphus dumicola is the source of this 3548-nucleotide messenger RNA. Its product is annotated as integrin-linked kinase-associated serine/threonine phosphatase 2C-like. Lineage: Eukaryota; Metazoa; Arthropoda; Arachnida; Araneae; Eresidae. Gene Ontology annotation, biological process: protein dephosphorylation. Gene Ontology annotation, molecular function: protein serine/threonine phosphatase activity; cation binding. The record is from RefSeq and is a predicted model, not a curated record.
GAAUGGAUGCGAAAUUUAGUAUUUCAAAAGAAAUUCUUUAAUUGUUAUAUCUGUUGCCGGCUUUUCCGUAUUAUUAUUUAUUUAUUAAGCAAGACUUAAUAAUUUUUUAAUUGUUCGAUAUUUUAUAUCGAAAAGUACAUAUUUGUUACAAAUUAUCGAGAAGUAAAUAUUUGUUACAGAUGGAUUUAUUUGAGGAUCUGCCUGAGCCAGAAAGAAAGAAAGAUUCAACUCUGCCUGAAUCAAAAGUACAAGAUUGGAAUAAUGUCAAUAUGGAAUUUUUUUUGGAUUUACCUUUGCCUUCCUCUACAUCGAGUGAAGUUAGAGGAGUGAAAAGAAAACUGAACGAAUCGGAUCCUGAUUCAUCAGUUACUGAUCACGCAGAAGAACUGUAUGAUGUACAAGGGUAUUAUGCAGAAAAAAAAGGAGAACGUGAAGAAAUGCAAGAUUGUCAUGUGGUGAUAAAUGACUUUCACAAGCAUGUGCCUCAGCUUCAUCCAUCUGUCUCUCGACUCUCAUACUAUGCAGUGUUUGAUGGACAUGGAGGAAGCAGAGCAUCAAAAUUUGCAGCUGAUCAACUGCAUGUAAAUCUGGCUCUCAAAUUUCCCAAGGUUUCAUUUCUUCAGAUUGAAAAAGAGAUAAAAAGAACUUUGAUAGAAGUUUUUAAAAAAACAGAUGAAGAAUUUUUAAAGCAUGCGACAAAAACAAAGCCAUCCUGGAAAGAUGGAACUACUGCAAUUGUUGUUUUAGUUAUUCAGAAUAUUUUAUACAUUGCUAAUCUUGGAGACAGUAAAGCUAUACUGUGUAGAUAUAACAAAGAUGCUGAGAAAUAUGUUGCAGUUCCAUUAAGCAUUGAUCAUUCCCCAACUGAUUAUAAAGAAAGAAUGCGGAUACAGAAGGCAGGAGGCUGUGUACGUGAUGGUAGAGUAAUGGGCAUUAUAGAAGUUUCAAGAUCUAUCGGUGAUGGACAAUACAAAGCACUGGGAAUAACAUCUGUUCCUGACAUCAAGAGAUGUCAGCUUUCUGAUAAUGAUGCUUUUAUUCUUUUGGCUUGUGAUGGAUUGUGGAAAGUAUUUACUUCAGAACAAGUCUUAGAAAUAGUACUUAGUUCCAAAAAGGAAUGUACUGAUGGAGACCAAGAAGAAAUUUGUUAUGAAACAGCAUGUAAUAAACUUGUUAAUGAAGCAGUACGCAAACAUAGUGGAGAUAAUGUCACUGUAGUUAUUCUUUCAAUUAGAAAGCAUCAUUAAAAUAUAUUUUACAUUUGUUCUGCAUAAUUUUUACAAGAUGUUUCUUCUUUCAUUUUCAAAACGAUAAUAACUCUUAUAUGAUUAUGAUGCAGUUUUGAAGACUUUAAGUUUCCUUCCUAUGUAAAAAAACCAAUGCUGCCAUCUUCUCCUCUUUUCUUUCUUUCUUUUCUUGCCGUCUUGUCCUUCUUCCUUUCUUUCUUUCUUUCCUUUCCUCUUUUUUUUUUUUUUUUUUUAAAUCUAGGCUGAGUAGUUAGUCAACAGACCAUCAUUUCAUGUAGUGAUAUGUAUAUUACUAUUCCUUUGUAUGUGUAUAUAAAAACUCAUCAUUUAGAAAUUGUGAAAUUUCAUGUAUAAAAUUAUGAUCUCAAGCAGUUUCUAGAAAUUUUGACAUUUUAAGACAUUAAUAUCAAACCUUAUAACUUACUACAUUAAAAAUGUAUUUUAACAAUUGUUUUCAAUUUUUUAUUUAUCUUUAAGUUUUCUUGAUAAUUAUGAGGCUUCUUGGUAAGAUAAACUAGUAUAUUAAGCAUUGCAACACUAGAGUAAGGGAUAUAUAUUAUAAAUACAGUAGCAUCUGUAGUUUUAUGCAUGCUCAUUUAUGAAUGAUUAAGUUUUUUUAAUUAUUUAGUCUAGUUUAUUUUUUUCUACAUGUCUUUAAUAUGAAGUUAGAAAUCAUGUUAUUUAAGUCAAAAGUCAUCAGUAUGUUUUUGAAAGAAUUUUUAGAAAUUGUAAAUAGAAACUUUUGUUCUAACUUAAUAAUAUUUUAAAUAUUUAUUCAGCUUCAUUAAAAUUGUUUUCAGAGAUAGAAGCACGUUAUUUGAUUUCAAAGUGUUUCUUUUUUUAAUGAAUUUGUUUAAAAGCUGCUAAAAACUUUUGUAAUAAGUUUUUUUUUUUAAUUUCAUGGCUUUCAGUGUUUGCGGAUGAAAAUAAUAAAAAAAAGGUGUUUAAAAUAGUCUGAUUCUAAUUUUAAACAUUUCGUGCUUCAUAUCAAACUAAUUGAAAUUAAUUAUGUACUAUUAAUUUCAAAGUCUCAGUAUUGUAGUCUUCAGUUUCAAAUCAAAAAUGGCUGUUUUUAAAUGUUAUGUUCAUUUAAUGAAGAAAGUUAACUCCAAACAAACAAUUAAUAGCAUGUAUAUGUAAUUUUUACUAAAAUCACAUUAUGGAAGAAAAUGUUAUAUUUUCUUUCAUAAAAGAUUGCAUAGUUGUUUUUUGUAUUGAAAAUGAAAUUGGGAUUAGUGUAUAAGGAAUACUCUUAGCAGAGUCUUCUCUAGAAUUUUUUUACCACCACACUAUCAAAACAUUUAUCAUCCAUAUGAUUUCGCAGGUAUUUCCAUUGCAUAAAAUAUAAGAUCUGAAAUUUAUCUUUCAGUGUGAUCUUGUGAAGAGUCAGAUUUCAGAGUGCUGCCAUUUGUCCAAGUUAUUUAUGUUUCAGACUUCAUCAGGCUAUAAUUGCUUAAGGAACUUAAAAAGAUUAAUGCCUUUUUUAAAAAUAAAUUUUUUUUUAUAUUAUUUUUUGUAAUUAAAUGGAUAUAAUUUUGCUCAUGUACAUAACUUGAAUUGUCAUAAAUAACAGAAAACAUUUAAUACUUUUUACACAUAAAAAAAUAAGAGGAGGUUCAGUUAUGGAAGGAGAUGAUGAAUACUACUGUAUUUAUGCACGUAUUUCCACCCUAACGUUUUUUAGCACAUGGUCCUUUUGAAAUGAGAUGGCCAUGUCAUUACUGUGUAACUAUAAAAAAAGAAAAGAAUUUUUACUGUACUUUUCUUGCUAAACCGUUGGAGGAGGGGGGGUCACCAGAGUGUUGUUACACAAAUGUGCAAAAUAAAAUGAUGAAAUAUAUUUAGUUUGGUGUAGUUAAUUUUUGACAGUUACAGUCCAUUGUUUAUAGUAAAUGGCUGAACCAUUUUGAAUAAUUCUGUAGAGCCUGGAAGAAAUUGGCAAAUACAUUAACAACUUGUAGAAUGAACAAUUUUGCUGUCACUUUCAGUUUGAGCAAAAUAUGGAUUUACAUUUAUGAUUUUUACUGCUCAAUGCUGAAAGAAAGGGGUGAGUUAUACUUGAAAUAUUAUGUAUUAUUAACUGGUACAUUGAGAAAAUUCUGAACUAAAUUUGUGUGAUUAUUUGUAAUUAUUGAUACGUGUAGCAAAAAAUGGGUACAAAAAUGAAAGAUGUUCUCUCUUAAAAGAAAACUCAAAGAACUAUUUUAUCAGAACUGCAGACCUGUGUGUCCAGACACAUUUCAAAUUCUUGAUUUGUAUAUGUACACUGAUUAAAAUAAAUAAAAGGAUGACAGUUCUGUA